CCCCCUCCUAACACCAUGUACUUCAACACCAAGACCAUCCUCGUCGCCGCCCUUGCCGCGACCGCUGUCGCUGCUGAAGAGGAGAAGCGCCAAGUCAGCAGUGUCUUCAACUCGCUCACCAGCGCCGCGGCCUCUGGCGUAACAGGCGACCUCUCUUCCUACUACAACUCGGCGACAUCAAGAGCAGGAAGCGUCGUCAGCGGCGCGUCAUCGACUGCCACCAGCGCUGCCUCCGAUGCUGCUAGCUCGGCCAGCGACGCCGCGUCCUCUGCGGCGAGCGACGCGAGCAGCGUCGCUUCCAGCGCGAGUCAGUCGGCCUCCAGUAUUAGCGCUUCCGCUAGCGCAGCCGCCUCGGCCGCUGGCAGCAACGGCGCCGUCUCUGCGCUUUCGGCCCCCGGGUCCCUGGUCUUUGGUCUCGCGACCGCCGCAGCGAGCGUCCUCCUCGGCGCUUACGUCGUGCUCUGAUUUACCUACCAU
Messenger RNA from Schizophyllum commune H4-8, 477 nucleotides. RefSeq lists its product as uncharacterized. The coding region runs from base 16 to 465 and encodes 149 amino acids. Lineage: Eukaryota; Fungi; Basidiomycota; Agaricomycetes; Agaricales; Schizophyllaceae. The transcript is spliced from 3 exons. The record is from RefSeq and is a predicted model, not a curated record.